AUGAGAAGGUUCGGCUCUCCUGAGCACUUCACUCAUAUGGUACGCCAGCUCCAAGACGGGAUGAUGGCGCGCGUCAUGGACGACGGAAUGGUUUCCGAAGCCUUUGAGGUGAUCAAUGGAUCUCCUGUUCUCUGCCAUGCUGACGGACGCCUAUUGGAUGAGCAUUCCGGGAUCCCCAUCAACUACAGAACGGACGGAUACCUUCUUAACAUUCAACGCAUGCAGACCCCCACGAGCGUCUCCGCGACCACCGUUCAUAAUCUGCUCAUGCUAUCCCACGACACUCAAAUCAACGACGAGGUUGCUCGCCGGAUCUCCAAAGCCAACCAAGCCUUCAACCGGCUUCAAGCCUCUGUAUGGGAUCGUCACGGUCUCCAACUGUCAAGGAAACUGAAGAUAUACUAG
Molecule: messenger RNA, 405 nt
Organism: Dibothriocephalus latus
Lineage: Eukaryota; Metazoa; Platyhelminthes; Cestoda; Diphyllobothriidea; Diphyllobothriidae
Source: the annotation of a GenBank genome assembly